AUCGCCAACCAAGACGAUGCUGGAGUUCCCGGAAGAGUUCGAGUUGCCUUGAGACUUCGACCUCGCAAUGCAGAAGAGUCAGUAGCAGACGCAGAUUUCGCUGAUUGUGUUGAAUUGCAGCCAGAGGUUAAAAGGUUAAAACUUCGCAAAAACAAUUGGGAUUCAGACACCUAUGAGUUCGAUGAAGUACUCACAGAAUUUGCCUCACAAAAACGUGUUUAUGAAGUUGUCGCUAAACCAGUUGUUGAGAGUGUCCUAGAGGGAUAUAAUGGCACAAUCAUGGCUUACGGGCAAACUGGCACUGGGAAGACUUUUACUCUUGGAAGCCUUGGCGAAGAAGACUCCGCUGCUCGGGGGAUUAUGGUCCGUGCAAUGGAAGAUAUCCUUGCAUAUGUAUCUCCAGAUGCUGAUUCUGUUUCUGUAUCCUACUUGCAGCUCUAUAUGGAAACAAUUCAAGACCUUCUUUACCCUGGAAAUGACAAUAUUGCUAUAGUAGAAGAUCCAAAGACAGGAGACGUGUCAGUACCUGGGGCAACUGUGGUAGAAAUUAGAGAUCAGAUGAGUUUUGUGGAGCUUCUACGGUUAGGGGAAGCUCAUCGCUUUGCCGCGAAUACGAAGCUAAAUACGGAGUCAUCUCGCAGUCAUGCUAUUCUCAUGGUGCAUGUUAAAAGGUCUAUCAAAGGAAGGCAUGAUAGUGAAGUUGACUUUUCUAGACAAAAUGGCAAUGCAUCAUCCAUGGUGUCUUUAAAGCCACCUAUUGUUACGAAAAGCAAGCUAGUUGUUGUGGAUCUUGCAGGUUCAGAGCGUAUAGAUAAGUCAGGAAGCGAGGGGCAUACUCUAGAAGAAGCAAAAUCUAUUAAUCUGUCACUGAGUGCAUUAGGCAAAUGCAUUAAUGCAUUAGCUGAGAAUAGUUCACAUGUUCCUUUUCGUGAUUCGAAGCUUACGAGGUUGCUUCGAGAUUCAUUUGGAGGUACCGCAAGAACAUCAUUGAUUGUGACAAUUGGCCCAUCUCCACGUCAUCGGGGGGAAACCUCAAGUACCAUAAUGUUUGGGCAAAGAGCGAUGAAAGUGGAAAACAUGGUAAAACUAAAGGAGGAAUUUGACUACAAAAGCCUAUGCAGAAGGCUUGACAUUGAAAUAGAUAAGCUACUUGCUGAAAAUGAACGACAGAGGAAAGAUUUUGAAGAUGAGAUUAAGAGAAUACAAUUAGAAGCACAAUGUCGUAUUGCUGCGGCCGAUAAAAACUAUAUGAAUUCUCUAGAGAAUGAGAGAAUCAAGUACCAAAAAGAUUACAUGGAUUCCAUCAAGAAACUUGAAGAGAAGUGGAUGAUGAAUCAACAAAUUAGUAAUAAUGGGAAUUUGAGAGCUGGUAAUGACGAACAAUGUUUGGAGGAACCCUGCAGCAGAGAGUCCCUGAUUGCAUCAAGCUCAGCUGAAAUCAAUGAGGCCAGUCAGAAGGAACUCAUUGAGAACGAAAGGCAGUCUGAUGAAGAUGAGGUUUCCCAUCUUAAGAGUCAAGUGUUGCACUGGAAAAGGAUGGAGGAAGUUGCAAAUUCUGAGGUCAUAAAGCUUCGCAAGAUGCUAGAGAAUGAAGCCGAUCAGAAAGAGAAGCUAGAAGAAGAAAUAUCAGAACUGAAAAGUCAUUUGCUGCAGUUGAGCUUCGAAGCUGAUGAGACUCGGAGGAGUCUUGACAGAAGUGAACCUGGGAAAAUCUUUACUGGGUUAGACUCUCUUGUGUCCCAAACUAGGAAUUCGCAACUUAGAGACUCGGGAAACGAACCGAAGGCAUCAGUUGCUAAACUCUUUGAACAAGUGGGUUUGCAAAAAAUUUUGUCAUUGCUUGAAUCUGAGGAUGUUGAUGUACGUAUUCAUGCAGUGAAAGUGGUCGCCAACCUUGCGGCAGAAGAAGCAAAUCAGCAGAAGAUUGUAGAAGCUGGGGGUCUAACUUCACUACUGAUGCUUCUCAGAAGCUCUGAGGAUGAAACUAUACGAAGAGUAGCUGCUGGAGCAAUUGCCAAUCUUGCAAUGAACGAGACGAAUCAAGAGCUUAUAAUGUCUCAAGAUGGUAUUAGUUUAUUAUCAGCAACUGCAGCUGAUGCUGAAGACCCACAAACACUACGUAUGGUCGCUGGAGCUAUUGCUAACUUAUGCGGCAAUGAUAAACUGCAAGGAAGAUUGAGAGCUGAAGGUGGCAUUAAAGCAUUAUUAGGAGCUGUUAGAUGUAAACAUCCUGAUGUUCUGGCUCAAGUAGCACGAGGCAUUGCAAACUUUGCUAAGUGUGAGUCUAGGGCUUCUACAAAUGGAAACAAGAUAGGAAAAUCUCUCUUGAUUGAAGACGGAGCACUUCCUUGGAUUGUAAAAAAUGCUAACAAUGAAGCUUCACCAAUCAGACGACACAUUGAGCUUGCAUUAUGCCACUUAGCGCAGCAUGAAGUAAAUGCAAAGGAUAUGAUCAGUGAGGGUGCUUUGUGGGAGCUGGUUCGCAUCUCACGAGAUUGCUCUCGAGAAGAUAUUAGGGCAUUGGCACACCGAACUCUAACUUCCAGCAGUGUUUUCCUUGCUGAAUUAAAGCGUUUGCGUAUAGAAUUCUGAUAUGUGCAGAUUGAAGCUGUAUGGAUAGAUUUUGAAGAAAUUUGACCCGAAGAAGGUAUCAGUUCAUUAUACGAUAAUCUUAAGAGCUGACAAUUCAGAGGUUUCUAGUCCUCAUGCUAUCGUGCCAAACCCAGUACAAGGUCAACAUCAAGAACCCACACAAAUUAGUGAUCCCGGGAUUUUCACGGAUUAUAUCAACUGAUUUUCUAACAGGUUAUUUUUUGAUUUGCAAGUGCUUUCCAGCGAGACCCAUGGCUCCCUGCAGAGUUAUUGUAAAAGUGUGAAAAUGUAAGAUUGAUAAUGGCUGUAAUAUAUGUUUGGAUAGUGAACUGACUGUUGGAAGUUUUCAUAAUUUUGUCAGACCUUACCUGGGUGCUGUAUUCGUACCUUAGUUAUGUAUAUUACAGCUCUCUAAAAAUUUCCAAUAUUAUCUUUAACAUCUGA
Messenger RNA from Asparagus officinalis (garden asparagus), 3036 nucleotides. Its product is annotated as kinesin-like protein KIN-UB. Gene Ontology annotation, biological process: microtubule-based movement. The record is from RefSeq and is a predicted model, not a curated record. Gene Ontology annotation, molecular function: ATP binding; microtubule binding; microtubule motor activity. The transcript has 19 exons. Lineage: Eukaryota; Viridiplantae; Streptophyta; Magnoliopsida; Asparagales; Asparagaceae. The coding region runs from base 280 to 2592 and encodes 770 amino acids.